AUGGCGACGAAUACGCGAGAUUUUUCUGAAACGGUGGCGUUAGAGGGAACCAACUACUACUGCGACGCGUCGACGAUAAGCACGAAAAAAUGCAUCCUGAGACGUCCAAUCGUGGAUGGACGGCUCAAAAUCCUUGAAGGCGUUAAGCACAUGGAAAAUGUGGUGAAAUUCUAUAUUAGCAUCCCUUUAUACUUGCUUUUUAGACUCGUAUUGGAAAGAGGUAAGCUUGCUUUCGGAAAUCGGAAUCGAAGAAGGACACGUGGCAACCCAAGUGGCCCCCAACUUCCAUCUAUGAGUAGAAGGAACAAAAUCAGAAGAAUCAAGAGGAAAGCCACCACCGACCCGAUUGCGAUUCCAAUAGCUCCUCCAGACAACUUCUUUCCACCACUGUUACUGUUGUUGGAGCUGCUACCUCCGCUUGUCGUCGGCACCGCUUUGUUAGGACGGAGAAAGCGGCGAAUCGGUGGAGAGGUGUUGUCAGGUAAAGGGUAUAAGGAUUAUAAGUUGGGGGAUUAUUCCAACUGGYUGCAGAAGAGGGUUAACAACAACAACUGGAGGAAGAUCAAGAGUUGUUUGAUGGAUAGCCAUGUCUGCAAGAGUCUCAAUGACUUUGCUGCCGAAUCGGUGGAAGAAUUUUACGCCCGGCAUUUGUCUUCAAUUCAGUCAGGCUGCUGUAAGCCUCCAACAGCAUGUAAUUUCCUAUACGUGAGCCCAACAGUCUGGACGAAAACCAAUACAACCAGCGAGCUUUCUGAUUGCAAUAACUGGGACAGCCCCACAGGCUCGCUCUGUUUCAACUGCGAUUCUUGCAAGGCUGGAGUACUUGACAACCUCAAGAAGGACUGGAAGAAGGUGGCUGCCGUGAACAUUAUCUUCCUCAUUAUUGUCUACUCUGUUGGCUGUUGUUUCAGGAACAAUGGAGAGGACAAUGCUUACCCCAGAUGGAAGGGAUACCCUUAUAUCACUGAUUUAGUUCCGUCGCUCCGUUGCAAGAUCUGAUUUUCCAAGAAGAAAGAAAACCAGUAACAAGAAAAUAAUAAACUGGAGAAUCCCAUUAGCGGUUUAGAAAAACCAAACCCACUUUUCAUCACUUCGACAUCGUCCUAAGAGAGAGAGAGAGAGAGAGUAGGG
Nelumbo nucifera (sacred lotus) is the source of this 1131-nucleotide messenger RNA. The record is from RefSeq and is a predicted model, not a curated record. NCBI's taxonomy places the organism in Eukaryota, Viridiplantae, Streptophyta, Magnoliopsida, Proteales, Nelumbonaceae.